Messenger RNA from Liolophura sinensis, 4702 nucleotides. RefSeq names its product male-specific lethal 3 homolog. The transcript is spliced from 11 exons. The record is from RefSeq and is a predicted model, not a curated record. Bases 81 to 1919 code for a protein of 612 amino acids. Gene Ontology annotation, cellular component: MSL complex; nucleus; NuA4 histone acetyltransferase complex. NCBI's taxonomy places the organism in Eukaryota, Metazoa, Mollusca, Polyplacophora, Chitonida, Chitonidae. Gene Ontology annotation, biological process: chromatin organization; regulation of DNA-templated transcription.
UUUCGCGGAACAAUGUCUUGAGAUUGUGAUUGCAGUUUUAGGUUUCACCAGCCGUGGUUUGUGCAUUUAAGACCAACGAGAUGGCAACAAGAGGGGUUAAAUAUCAGUUUUCAGUAGGAGAGCAUGUCCUAUGCUUUGAGCCAGAUCCAACGAAAGCCAGAGUUCUUUAUGAAGCGAAGGUGUUAGAUCUAUGCCCUGGUAAAGACAGAGCUGGUAGAAGAAAAGCUGAGUAUCAUAUCCAUUUUCAAGGAUGGAACAACAGCUGGGACCGCAUUGUUGGAGAAGACUUCAUCCUGAAGAGUAGUGAAGAAAAUAAAACACUCAUGAGAAGACUGGCUGAAACUGCUCGAAAGUAUGCCACAAAUUACAGCCGCAAAAACAGGGUAAGGAAGCAAAAGAUUAAUGCGAUUUUGAGACGAGCCUUUGUGAAGAAGCCAAAGUUUGACAGCGGCUCAGAGUCGUCAUCAUCUGGGUCAGAAUCUGGGUCAUCCUCAGGGGAGGAGUCAGAGGAUGGGGAGGUAACCGAGGAAGAGGAAUCAGAAAAUGGACGGGACGAAUAUCUACACAAUGGAGGGGAUGAAGAGAUGAGUGGUGUGGACAGUGACAAUGGAGACUGCUCUGAUGAUGGAGAGGUCUCUAUAAAGGGAAAAUACACUCAUGUUGAAAUACCUAUACCAAAGAUCCUGAAGGAGAAAUUGGAAGAAGACUAUUACAAUAUCAACAGAGCCGGAAAGGUUAUCCAGUUGCCUGCAGAACCAAACAUCAUCACCCUACUGGAAGGCUAUGUGAAGAAUUUUGUCAUGAACUUCCUGUUCAGCUCCACGGAGAAACUACGACCAGGAUUGCGAGAGUUCACCAAGCCGGAGCCAGAGAAAAGUGUACCAUUGUGUAAGGAAGUGAUGCAUGGCUUAAGGGUGUGUUUUGACUUCACGCUCCAGCUGUUACUUCUGUACAACGCCGAAAGAGAUCAACAUGACUCUGCUGUUACACAUUUCAAACCACCCAGUCCUGUGAAUGGGCCACCGCUUAUCAAGAAGGAAGUUGAAAGUCCCAGUCAUGAAGCACCGCCCUCCCCAACAGUUACCUGCCCGUCUCGACGAAGAGCUUCAACCCGUCUUCACAGUUCAUCAGGAGGCGAGCCAUCACCCAAAAUUCCCAAACUGUCCCCCAAAGUUCCCAAAGAUGAUGAGUCUGAAAGCGAUGAGCCCCCUGCUCGCCGCCUUACACGUAGGUCCAUGUCAGAGGUCAGCAAGAAAGGUUCGGAGGUCACAUGUUCACAAAGGUCACGGUAUGGCUCACAGACUACCAGGAGGCUGUCACGCUCCGACAGAGCGAGUGUGUGUUUGGAGCCGAAGGUGACAAGGUCAUCACGCCGACAUGGAAGCGUUACAUCACCUGGACCCUCAGACAAACACCCAGACGCCCCUGACACUGCCCCAGAGUCCUGUAACAACAACACCGCCACAACCACUAAUCACACCCACCAGGAGAGUGUCAGCCAGUCAGUGCUGUCAGGCCUUUCACAGCGCGUCACCCCUCCCCCACCCCUCCUUUUACCAAGUGCAAUAUCCAGCAAGGGUUCAUCUCCGCACCUCACCCCGACCUCUCAGACUCAGCACAACUCACAGACGGCCUCUGACAAGGAGAUGGCACUCAAUGAAGUACUGGCCUGGAAGAUGCUGACUCCAGAGCAGGAGAAGUCUCCCCUGCCCUGCCUCAUCUACGGAGCACAUCACCUGCUCAGACUCUUUGUGAAGUUGCCAGAAUUAGUGGGGAGGAUGAAGCUUGGAGAACACAAGCAGAAAGCUCUUCUCAAGCACUUUGAGUUAUUUCUCGAGUACCUGGCGACUAGACACGAGGAGUUGUUACCAGAGACAGUCUAUGUGAAUGUUGGGGAGGAGAGGACUGGAGGCAGCUGAUUACAGGUGUGCUCAGGUAGAUACUCCGGUGUGUGGGACCAAAGAUCGGCCAGGUGUGGCACCAGGACCAGAAACACAACAUAGUGGGAGCUUCAUGGCUGGGAAAUCUAUUGUUAAGAUGUUCAAGUCAGUCUUGUUUUCACCUUGUCACCCCUACUGAAUGGCCAGAUAAUUGGUGUGACCUGAAUUCUGUUUGAUGAAGCAUGCAGUUGUGACAUUAUCAGAUGUUCAUCUGUUUUAACCAGAUUCUAGAGCUAGUAAAUGAGAGAAACAGGCAACAAUAGGCAGCAGCUACGUGUUCUGAUGCAGUGGAAAAUGUCAGAGAUGUCUGGCUACAUGUGACCAAAAUUUCGACGAAUGCUGUAGUUCAGGGAUCUGUUUGGUUUCUUUCCUGAAUUGCUUGGAGGUAGAGAGAACUUAUUGAGGAUGUAAGUUUUUUAUUAUAUUAAUAAUUUAUUGCUAAUAUACUUUUGUAUGUUGUAAGUUCUGAAUAAGCGCCUUUGCAGCAAAUCGUUACAGCUCACUUCUUCACAAGCCCUCCAGAAUGACAAAUCCGCACAAAGGUUGACAACUUUAUUUUAUGUACAUGCCGAUAGACGUGUCACUUAAAAGAAAGGACAACAGAAAAUAUAAAUUAUUUUAGCCGUGGGAUCCAUACAGACCGAAGCGAGCAUAGGUAUUUGUUUGAUUACAUGAUUGGUAAUUCUAUAAACCACCUCCUCAUCUGGAAUUGUUAUGAGGCCAUGAGAUAUUUCAUUUUGGAGAAACCAGAAACAAGGUGUAGCCUUAUGUGUACCCUAUGCUCUUAAGCACUAGAGACGAGACACUGCUUUAUCAUGCGAAGUACUGUCCCCUUAACUAUUAGAAGCAAACGCCAAUCGUUGUGGUCUCCUGGUUGAGACCCUGGGGAAUAACCCCACACAUAUUCCACAACCACUUUGAAAAUGGCUUUUAAGGUAUAUCAGAAUUGUCUCGUAAUCAGAAGGAAAACAGCUGAUUUAACACAACUUCCACGUGUCAAAAUCGUGAACAAGUCAUGUUACAGUGAAACAGAUGCCUUCUUAGGUGGUAAAAAUAUCUCACCCUUGAUUGGUUUUAAAUGAGAACAUGGCCGCCCGUUUUUCCCUAUGUGAGAUCGUGAUAUUUCUGUUAUCCUACAUCACAACAAUGAAAAGGAAUGUUUUUUUUAACUUAAAAUGUAACUCUUUAUCAAUACAUAUCUAUACAUUUGAUUGUUUUAGUUAUAAAUGAUAAUGAUAUUUUUACAAACUGUAAUUAGUUGUUUCAAAUUUAGUUCAAGAAAUUUUUUAUAUACCUAUUGUAAUCAUUUAAAAGAAAAGGAUAUAAAUCUGACAUCAAUCUGGAGAGGUUGCAGGACUGUUGUUCUACCCCAAAAUUGUCUUCUCCAUACUUAGCACGUCUUUGUGGUGUUCUCCUCAUUCAGGCAUGUGAAAAUUUUCAGGCCAAUACUAUUGAAAUUAUAUCAGGGUGUGCUUUGUAUGAAUCAGAUAGAGGAGGGAGAUGGUAUCUAAUAUUUGCUGUAUUCUCCUUAGCAAACAUUGAAAAUUAAGCAAAUAAGAAACCAGUGUUUAGAAAAUGAUUCAAGCCCGUACUGCUUCAGGUGUUAUAAGAGAGUGCAAGAAUGCUGAUGUCAUAAUUUACUGCUGCAUAACUCAAGCAUAACUCACAUGAAGCGAGUUUCAACUAGUGAGUCAGAGCGAGUCUUUUGCAAACAUAUUGCGAGGUAUAUACUCGUGUGGUGCGAGAACUACACUUGCAGUUAGUCAUAGUCAGUAGCAGACGGUGGUUUUCUUCAGUGGUCACAAGUGUUUUUGGUAGGGCCAAAAAAUCUGUGAUCUGUAAAUGGCUUGUCGAAACUCGCUUCGUGCGAGACCCGCUUUAAUCAAACUGUAAAAUUUGUAUAAGAAAAUCACCACAAGAUAUCUUGAACAGUUCAAAUCUGUCAUACUUAAUAGGCAGUUGAUUAAGGUCAGUAAUUAUAUGUAAUCCAGUAUCGUUGCUGUCAGCCAUCUUGGAUUUCCUAGCUAUCACACAUACUCCUUCCAGCAUGCGUGUCCCUCUCAAGGCUCGCUUUACAUCUCUUCCACCACAAGAAAAGUUUUACGUUUGAAGCCUGUGUGAUGUCCUCACACAGAUUUAUUAAAUCAGCAUUUAUCAAUAAAGUUGUUACCGGUUUUUUGUGUAUACUUUAUGUGAAAAGAAUGCAAGUGUUUUAUGUAAUAAACAAUAGAACUAAGGCUUGAGAGACAGUUUUUGUGUUCUGACAUCACUUCCUGCCUUAUCACCAUGACUUGGUGACCUCAGCAUUUUUAAGAUUUUUGUGAAAAAUUUGCUAGUGGUGGCAGUAAUGUAAAGCAAAUGUUAGAGAGCGGCACAUGCGCUGUGAGGAGUAUGGCCAUUAUACCUGUCUCUUGGUUAGCAUAUACUGUACUAGUUGGCAUGAGACCUAUCAGCCCCUGGUCUCGCUCAGUUUACUUGUAUUAAAAUGUUUAAAUCCACAGUUAAUUGUGUUCAAUGAUAAAUUGUUGCUGACAUGUAAAUCCAUACAGGUACAACAAUCAUUUUAAUUUAUAUGGCCAGUCAUUUUCAUAUCUUGCUUUAUUGAGAUAUGUGUAAAUAUUGUAAAUAAUUAUUGCUGGUUAAAAUAUUAUGUGAAGAAGAAUGAUCUGAUCUCAUAACACACGCGAAAGCUUUCUGUAAUGUCCUUGGAUAAAUUGAUUGUUAGCUGGUCAUACCAUCAAAAUGGCGUCUUGUUUGAUAUA